CUAUCUAUUAAGAGCAUCAUAUACCAUGAAAAUAAUGAAGUUAUCUUUGGCUCUCGCUGUUUUGAUAAUUGCUCCUUUUGUGGCGUCGUCAUCCAUGAACUUUACUCCCACAAGAGCAAGCUCUUCUAAAUCCACAAACCCUAACAAUCUGCCUCCCGAAGCUCUUUUGUCUGUGUCUCAUUAUAUGAAGACAUGUCCAGAUGCUGAAGCCAUCAUCCAUAGAAGAAUGAGAGCGUGGAUCAACAAGGACCCGACCUUGGCUCCUGCCAUCAUUCGCUUGCAUUUUCAUGACUGUGCUGUUAGGGGCUGUGAUGCAUCAGUUUUACUAAACCAUAAAGGAAGCGAGAGGGCAGCUCUCUCGAGCAAAACCCUAAGAGGUUUCCGAGAGAUAAACGACAUCAAGAGCGUACUCGAGAAGAAGUGCCCAAAAACAGUCUCUUGUGCAGACAUCCUUACCGCCGCAGCCAGAGACGCCACCAUCUUCGCCGGAGGUCCAUUCUGGGAAGUCCCUUUCGGCCGCAAAGACGGCCGAGUUUCCUUGGCCAAAGAGGCAGAAUUGGUUCCUCAGGGCCGCGAAAACACCACCGGAUUAAUCAAAUUCUUCGAGUCACGCGGCCUUAACAUGCUCGACCUAGUCGUACUCUCUGGCGCUCACACCAUAGGAAGAAGCGCCUGUCUCGCGUUCCAACAUAGGCUCGGCAAAACGCCUGAUCGAUCACUUAACGUGACCUUAUUGAAUGUGGUAAGGAAAAAGUGUAAAACGGCUUAUAGCUUGGUGGAUCUUGAUGCAACCACUCCUAAGAAAUUCGAUACAAUGUAUUACACUAAUCUUAUGAACAAGAAAGGGUUGUUGUCCACUGAUCAGCAGCUGUAUUCCGACAAGAGAACCUCUUCUUUUGUCUCCGCUUUGGGUACUCAGCCUCAUCUCUUUGAGAGCCAGUUUGCAGUUUCCAUGAUCAAUCUUGGCAAUGUGCAGGUCAAGACCAGGCCUCGUGAUAAGGGGGAAAUCCGGGUGAAUUGCAAUUUUGUCAAUGCUUGAUUAUUUGGGGUAAUUAGUAAGUCUGUUUUGACUAUCUAUAUACCUUUAUAUAUAUAAUUAUUAUAUAUAUGAAGAGUAAUUUUAAGUAAUAAAGUGAAGAGAAGAGUUUUA
This is a messenger RNA of Humulus lupulus (European hop), 1150 nucleotides long. Its product is annotated as peroxidase 7-like. Gene Ontology annotation, biological process: response to oxidative stress; hydrogen peroxide catabolic process. NCBI's taxonomy places the organism in Eukaryota, Viridiplantae, Streptophyta, Magnoliopsida, Rosales, Cannabaceae. Gene Ontology annotation, cellular component: plant-type cell wall; plasmodesma. The record is from RefSeq and is a predicted model, not a curated record. Gene Ontology annotation, molecular function: heme binding; peroxidase activity. The transcript is spliced from 2 exons. Bases 26 to 1039 code for a protein of 337 amino acids.